CUUUACAUUGAAUUCAAAGAUGGAUUAUUCUAUUUACAGGCUGUUUGGACAGGAGCAAAACACAGAGAGAUCAACCAUGCAGAAGCUGAGGAAACAUCCCUAUCAUUGUCAACACAAGUGGACAUGCAGAGAUUAUCCUGAGUGCCCAAAGUGGCAUAAGACUGCCCUGAGACUGGCCAGCAUUGCACUGCUUACACUCAUUGCUGCAGUGAUAGGACUGACCAUUUGGAUAAGUCGCCCAAACAUACAUUCCUUCAGUGAUAAUCACAGCGUGAAGAUGUUUGGUAAUGAGAAUGGAGCCAGAGAUUGCGAUUGUAUGAAUACUCUUCCCAGGCAAAUACUGGGCACUACAAACUUCACAACAAACCCUAGACUAAACUUAUGCCCUAAAGACUGGGUGCAGGAGAAAGGGAAAUGCUAUAACUUUUUUAAAACUUUUAAAUCAUGGAUUGAUAGCCAAAUAUUCUGUUUACAAAUGAAAGCACAUCUCUUGAUGAUCCAAGACACGGUUGAACUGGAUUUCAUACAAAAUAGUAUACAAGAUGGAAUCUACUAUUGGAUUGGAUUGAACAUUACACACCCACAAAAAACAUGGACCUGGCUGGAUGGCACCCCAUUAAAUCCACAGUUAUUUCAAGUCAAGGGCGCAGCUGAAGACCCUGUCUGUGCUAUGAUAACAAAGAAGGGUGUUUUUUCUGAAAAAUGUUAUAUUCAUAGUUACUGGAUUUGUCAAAUGUGA
Molecule: messenger RNA, 739 nt
Organism: Molossus molossus (Pallas's mastiff bat)
Lineage: Eukaryota; Metazoa; Chordata; Mammalia; Chiroptera; Molossidae
Product: killer cell lectin-like receptor subfamily F member 1
Exons: 6
Coding region: 20-739 (239 amino acids)
Source: RefSeq, a predicted model, not a curated record